GUACAAUUCAAGGAAGUUGACAUGGCGUACAUAUCGUGUUUGUUGAUCAUGUCUUUCAAAGGUAUAAAAGAGGCAAUUAUUUUCAUUUGAAUCAAAAGAAGUAUUUUGGAAAGACAUUUGUUACAACUGUAAUAUUAUUUUCUUCGGAUAUUGACAUUUCGAUAACUUGGGGCCAUUGAGCCAAAAAUGUAAUAUCUGACUCUUAUUUGAGAACAGGGGAAAGGAAGAUUUUUGGGUAUUAAUUAUAUUACUGCGAGGACUUUAUUUAUCAAAAAGAGUAUUCAUUAUUUAUGUUGAAAAUUAAGGGCUUGACAAACGACGACUUCAAAGUUUAGGGUUUCUCCAUCGCUUCUCUCCGCCUCCUCCAUUGCCUCUCUCCGCCACCUCGACCGCCUCUCUCCUCCUCCUCUACCAGGGUCUAUUCUUGUGAAGGGGAUUGGGAGAUGGACUGUAUUUGAGCCUGAGUUGUAUUUGAAAACGAACUGUAUUUGAGCCUAAAUUCGGCUUGGUUUGGCUCGUUUAAGUCUAACGAGCCCUAACAAGCGAACCGAGCCGAGCCCGAGCUUUGAAAAUUUUUAACGAGCCGAACUCAAACUCCAUUAUCUAGGCUCAAAUCGAACCCAAGCCGAACUCGAGCUCGGCCUACGCCUUACUGAAUUGAUCCCGAAUAUCACAAGGUUCGGCUCGAUUCGGUUCGUUUACACUCCUAACUGUUGGGGAGAGAGAGAGAGAUGGGUGACAUUACUGUUGAUUUUUUCCAAGAGACCUUGAAGCAACUUAUAACGAGCUCCAAGCUCGGUUUAACCAUAGACGAGAAAUGUCAACUUCAAUCACUUCAGGAGGAAAUAGAGAAUCUGGGAGGAUUCCUCAAGGUUACGGAGAAGAAACGCAACGAGCAUUCAAAACUGAUGGAACUUGUGAUGCAAAUCAGAGACGUGGUAUUUGAGGCAGAAAACAUCAUAUAUCUGUUUGUAGGUCGCGAUUUCAAGAGGCCUAAUGCAUAUCAAUAUCUUGAUCAUCCUAGUCUUGGCCUUGAAAGUGUCAAAAAGAAGAUCAAGACUCUUAUGGUUAAGGUGAAGCAAAUUUACGACAUGAAGAUGUAUGACAUUAAUGGAGUAGCAGUAAAAAUACCCAAGUACUCUUCUACAGGAAGUGAAGGCAGUGCAGGUUCAUCAGGAGGGAGUAACACAUCCAAAUUGGUAAAAGAGAAUGUGGUGGUGGGUUUUAAGGAGGAGGUAAACAGAGUAAUAGAGAAGCUUGACGACAGAAGAGAGGGCAGACCGUUGGAGAUUAUAACAAUCAUCGGCGCAGGUGGAGGCGGCAAAACCACUUUGGCUAGAGAAGUGUAUGAUCAUCCUUUCACGUUGUAUACCUUUGAAAUUCGUGCAUGGGUUGAUGUUUCCCAAGAUUAUAAUAAGACUAUGAAGAAGAAUUUGUUGAUUCGUAUUUUGAAGUUAGCUUCUCCAGGGAAACAUGUUGAUUAUGAGGGGAGAAGUAAGGAUGAGUUGGGAGAAGACGUACACAAGUGCUUGAAGGGUAGGAAAUAUCUCAUUGUCAUGGAUGACAUAUGGGGCAUUGAAGCCUGGAAUGAUAUGCAAAGAUCAUUUCCUAAAGAAUGCAAGGGGAGUAAAGUGUUGUUCACUAGUCGACUAGUUGUUCAACCUGACAACAUCAGUUAUGUCCCUCAUUUUUUGGAUCCUUUAUCAAAAUAUUGGAGUUGGGAGUUGUUACAGAAUAAGGUAUUUGGGAUGAAAUGCUGCCCACCGGAGUUGGUGGAUAUCGGUGAGCAAAUCGCACAAAAAUGUGAUGGACUACCACUUGCGAUUGUCACGAUAGCUGGCAUUUUGAAAAAGAAAGACAAGACACUCAAAGUGUGGGUGGAAGCUGCCGAACAUUUAAGUUCAAUCAUUGCUAAAAAUCAGGAGGGCUGCAUGGAGAUACUUGAACUGAGUUACAAUCACCUACCUCUUCAUUUGAAAGCGUGUUUUCUCUAUAUUGGAGGAUUCGACGAGGAUCGUGAAAUCCCCGUACGCGAUUUGAUAUGGUUAUGGAUCGCAGAGGGGUUUAUUCAGCAAAGUGAGGGGAAAAGCUUGGAGGCGAUGGCAAAAGAUUACUUACUCGACCUCAUUGAUAGAAAUCUCAUAAUUGUAGCUCGCAAAAAUCCCCUUGGAAGAAUUAAAGCAUGCCGUAUCCAUGAUCUUCUACGUGAAUUGUGCUUGAAAAAGGCCGAGGAGGAUAAUUUCCUUGUGAAAAUAUACGAGGAUGAUUUUUUUCAAACUUUUGCUUCAAAUAACCAUUGCCGCCUCUUCACUGCGGGCAGGAAGUUCAAUGCUGGGAAGCACUUUGUGAAGUUCACCGAGAAAAGCCAUCAUGCUCAAAAAGUUCGUACUCUUUGCUGCCCAAGGAUGCCAGACUCGUGGGAGUCAUGGCAUAAACUGCGUCACUUUCUUGAAAACUAUCUUGAAAACUUUAAAAAUCUCAGGGUGUUGAGUUAUAAAUCCUAUGAAAGCCUAGGAAGCCUACAUCUAGUUCAUUUGAGAUACUUGCAAAUGGUUCAUACUAGGCCAGGACCUUAUUGGUUUGAAGCCCCGUUUUCCCACCACCUAGAAACCAUUAACUUCGAAUUAAGAAUGGACGUAACAACCAUUAAGUUGCCUUACGAUAUAUUUAUGAUGGUAAAGUUGAGACAUCUUUAUUCUAAAAGGAGUAAAUUUGCAUACCAUUGUUGCCUCCAUCUUCCUUCUUCUGAAGAAGAAGAAACAGCAAGAACCGAUUUUGACCAAUCCUCCAAGUUGGAUAGCCUACAGACCUUGGACUCAAUAUGUGCUUGUGAGGUGUGUCUAAGGUUCUUGGUAGGGACUCCCAAUCUUAGGAAGCUAGGAAUUAGAGGAGACCUAAUUUCGAAGGAUGGUGUUUCGAUGAUCCCCGACCUAGAGUUCUUAAAAUUCCUUGAGACACUCAGUUUAAUGCGCUGUCAAAUUACUCUUCAGAAAGUGUUGAAGCUUCCUCCGACUAUUACGCAACUAUCUUUGCGGUACACGUGCUUCAAGUGGGAGGAGCUCUCAAUCCUCCAAACGGCUCUGCCAAGCCUUGAGGUUCUCAAAUUACGCCAUUGCCGUGGUGGAUCAGUUUGGAAAACAAGUGAAGAGGGGUUCUCUCAACUCAAGUACUUGAAGCUUGAUGGUCUGGAUAUUAAGGAGUGGAAUGCUUCUGAAGAUCAAUUUCCGAGGCUCGAGGUCUUAGUGCUUCACAGGUGCAAACUACUGGCGCAGAUCCCAAUGGAUUUUGCUAAUCUAAAUGAGCUUCGCGAAAUUGAGAUAGCGGAAUGCACCAGCUCGAUGGAGAAAUCGGCCAGGGAGAUUCAAGAAGAGCAAAGAAAUAACAAAGGAGAUGAUUGUUGCCUAAAUCUCCGUUUGCAUGCAAAUACAUUUUCAGAAUGGUGAACAAUCAUUGGGAAGGCAAAUAAAGGCAUUAAAGUCAUCUAGCCGCGAGAACAUUCAACUGAAGGAGAAGUAAUCAAGUGCAGCUGGAACAUAGCUCCAACACGACUAUUUACACUUCAGUCCAGUCCCCAGAAGUUUAAUUAAUUUCAGAUUGGUUCCUGAAAUUUGAAAUAUUGCAGUUCAAUCCUCUCCACUGGAAAUGCAUUUGGCGCCUUCCGUGUACCUAUCAUAUCCAGUACUUCGUCUGGCUUGCUGUCCAGGAUCGUCUUCUUUCGGGUAACAAUCUUUUUACUCGUCAUAUCACCUCCUCCCUGGACUGUGGUUGGUGCCCUUCUGUGUGUGGGAAUGCCUGUCACGUUCUUCGCGACUGUAGUCGAGCUUUGUCUAUUUGGACGGCAAUUCAGUUUCCCUUGCUUAACUCUCACAACAACUUCUUUGACUGGAUCACCACCAAUGCAAGGAUUUCGGGUACCCACUGUUCGGGCACCCCUUGGAAAGUCGUUUUCGUUUUUGCUAUUUGGCAUAUUUGGGUCGAUAGAAAUAAUCGCAUCUUCAAAUUUAACUCCAACUCGAAUUGGCUGGACCCUGCUGCUAUAGCUAAGACCAUCAUAAACAAAUCCUUGGAAUGGCAUUUCUUGGUCCAGGAUAAACCCAAGGGGCAGAGAAAUGGCAUUGGUGUGGGGUGGGUUGCUCCUUGUGAAAAAAUUUUCAAGCUCAACACAAACGGAGCUUUUAAUGCGGCACUGGGCACGGCAGGUACGGGAGGUAUUCUCGUGAUCACUUUGGUAGAAGGGUUGGUGGUUUCCACAGAAUGACAGAAAUUUGCAGGUGAACUCGAGCCUCAUGACUGAAAUUUUGGCCUUACGGGAUGGCCUGGUUUUGGCAAAGGCAGAAAGUGUGAACAAAUUGGAAAUUGAAGUUGAUGCUUUGGGUGUGGUACAGUUGAUAUUGGUGAUCAUCACACGACGAACCACCACUUGGUAACAUUUUACUUGGUUGCAGGUUCCUCCUAGAAAAAUUUGAAGUGGUGUCCAUCAAGCACGUCUACUGAGAGAAGCAAACCAUUGUGCGGAGCAUUAGCAAAUGACGCAUCUAUUUCGGUGGGAGAUUUUCAUAUCUACCCUUGUAUGCCUAAUUGUAUUGCUAGUUUAUUUUAUGCGGAUUUGAUUGGGGUUGUAUACCCCGGUACUCUUAAUUCAUGUUUCAUGCAUCUUCUAUUACAAAAAUAAAUAAAUAAAUAAAUAACCUUUGAGCUGCA
Rhododendron vialii is the source of this 4701-nucleotide messenger RNA. RefSeq names its product putative late blight resistance protein homolog R1B-16. Bases 732 to 3443 code for a protein of 903 amino acids. NCBI's taxonomy places the organism in Eukaryota, Viridiplantae, Streptophyta, Magnoliopsida, Ericales, Ericaceae. The record is from RefSeq and is a predicted model, not a curated record. Gene Ontology annotation, biological process: defense response to other organism. The transcript is spliced from 5 exons. Gene Ontology annotation, molecular function: ADP binding.